Molecule: messenger RNA, 2895 nt
Organism: Cordyceps fumosorosea ARSEF 2679
Lineage: Eukaryota; Fungi; Ascomycota; Sordariomycetes; Hypocreales; Cordycipitaceae
Product: DNA replication licensing factor mcm6
Exons: 2
Coding region: 1-2895 (964 amino acids)
Biological process (GO): double-strand break repair via break-induced replication; DNA replication initiation; mitotic DNA replication
Cellular component (GO): nucleus; MCM complex
Molecular function (GO): single-stranded 3'-5' DNA helicase activity; single-stranded DNA binding; ATP binding
Source: RefSeq, a predicted model, not a curated record
AUGGCUCCUUCGAGCGAGGCCGGGUUCAUGAUGUCGGACGCCCCGUCCAUUGCGCCGCACCGACGCAACAUGGGCUUCCCAUCGUCCUCGUCCGCGCGCCCUCGCGGGCCGCCCUCGGAGAACCUCGGCGCCCCUAGUGAGGACGGCACCGAGGGCUUCGCCGACGACCAGGUGCCUCGCACCAGCCGUGCCAACGGCCAGGGUCACGUCCCCCGCGUGCAGGACCUUAUUGGUGGUCUUGUCCAAGACCACUUUGCCGCCUUUGUUGAAAGCUUCGUUGAACAGCCUGUUUCUUCUGGCGCCCCCGCCUCUAGCGCAGUCACCACCGAUAAAUUUUAUAUUGCUCAAAUAAAAGCCAUGCGCACAUUCGCUUUGUCAACAUUUUACGUCGAUUUCAAGCACCUUGCAUCAUGGGAGAAUGGCAGUUUGGCCGACGGCGUCAUCCGCCAGUACUACCGCUUCCUGCCCUUCAUCACCGCCGCCCUCAAUGGCCUCAUCGCAAAGUAUGAGCCUCAGUACUACCGCGACCACCGACAGCCUACAUCCAUGUCGAGCGCCGUAUCAACCUCGGCGGCCAACCAGAUGGGCUCUGGCAGCCAAUCAGAGUCCACACACCGCAUGAACGAGCACCAGCAGACCGACAAGCUCUUCUCCGUCGCGUUUUACAACCUACCGCUCGUCUCGCGCGUCCGUAGCCUCCGCGCCGCCAACAUUGGCCAGCUGCUCUCCAUCUCUGGCACGGUUACCAGAACCUCCGAGGUCCGCCCCGAACUGUCGCUCGCCACCUUUGUCUGCGAGGCCUGCCGUGCGGUGGUGCAGAACGUCGAGCAGACCUUCCGCUAUACAGAACCGACACAGUGCCCCAACGCCACCUGCCAAAAUCGCGUAGGAUGGCAACUGGAUAUUCGUCGUAGCACCUUUGUCGACUGGCAAAAGGUGCGCAUCCAGGAAAACAGUUCCGAGAUCCCAACAGGCUCCAUGCCUCGUACCAUGGAUGUCAUCCUCCGGGGCGAAAUCGUCGACCGCGCAAAGGCCGGCGAGAAGUGCAUCUUCACCGGUGCCUUGAUUGUCGUCCCUGACGUGAGCCAACUGGGCCUUCCCGGUUUGAAGCCGAGUGCGGUUCGCGACGACCGCGGUGCCCCGGGCGGUGAGGCUGGUGGUGCGGGCGUCAGCGGUCUCAAGGCCCUCGGUGUGCGUGAUCUCACUUACAGACUAGCCUUCCUGGCCUGUAUGGUCAGCCCUGAUACCACCUCGGCUGGUAGAACUGCCGCUGCCGGUGCUGCCGACGCCAUUGCUGCCAUGACCCAGAACAUCGACCCUGAUGAGAAGCAAAGUGUGGAACAAGCGCAGACCACCAUCCUGUCUUCCAUGAACCAAUCCGAGAUUGAAGACCUGCGAGCGAUGGUGCACGGUGAACACAUCUACUCGCGCCUCGUCCAGUCGAUCGCGCCGAUGGUAUACGGCCACGAAGUUGUUAAGAAGGGUCUCCUGCUGCAGCUCAUGUCUGGUGUCCACAAGACCACCCCUGAAGGCAUGCAGCUGCGCGGUGACAUCAACAUCUGCAUCGUCGGCGACCCGUCCACCUCCAAGUCUCAGUUUCUGAAGUAUAUCUGCUCUUUUGCCCCGCGCGCCGUCUACACCUCGGGUAAAGCCUCGUCCGCCGCCGGUCUGACCGCCGCCGUGGUCAAGGACGAGGAAACGGGCGAGUUCACCAUUGAGGCCGGUGCGCUCAUGCUCGCCGACAACGGCAUUUGCGCCAUUGACGAGUUCGACAAGAUGGACAUUGCCGACCAGGUCGCCAUCCACGAGGCCAUGGAGCAGCAGACCAUUUCCAUUGCCAAGGCCGGUAUCCAGGCGACCCUCAACGCGCGCACCAGUAUCCUCGCAGCCGCCAACCCCGUUGGCGGCCGCUACGACCGCAAGGCUACGCUGCGCGCCAACAUCAACAUGUCAGCGCCCAUCAUGUCGCGCUUUGACCUCUUCUUCGUCGUGCUCGACGAGUGCAACGAGCGGGUCGACCGCCACCUCGCCGCGCACAUCGUCGGCGUCCACCAGCACCGCGACGACGCCGUCCAGCCCGAGUUCAGCACCGAGCAGCUGCAGCGUUACAUCCGCUUCGCGCGCACCUUCCGACCCGAAUUCACCGACGAGUCCAAGGAGGUGCUCGUCGAGAAGUACCGCGAGCUGCGCCAGGACGACGCCCAGGGCGGCAUCGGCAGGAACUCGUACCGCAUCACCGUCCGCCAGCUCGAGAGCAUGAUCCGCCUCUCCGAGGCUAUCGCCAAGGUCAACUGCGUCGAGACCAUCAGCCCGGUGAUGGUCGUCGAGGCGUACAACCUGCUCCGCCAGAGCAUCAUCUCCGUCGAGCACGAGGACGUCGAGAUGGACGGUGAGGACGAGGACGGGCCCGAGAGCGGCGAGUCCCUGCGCCGCGCCGCCGCGGCCGCCUCCGGCAUAGAUAUGGAGAACGACGGCGACGGCGACGACGAUCCCGACGCCGCGAUGCAGGACAGCGUGGCCGCCGUCGCAGCGUCCUCGGACCGCGCCAAGCGCAAGAUCACGUACGACAAGUACAUCAAGAUGGUCAACAUCUUCGUGCACCGCGUCAACUCGGACGAGAGCGGCACCGGCGAUGGCGUCGCCAGCUCCGCCCUCGUCGCCUGGUACCUCGAGCAGGUCGAGGCCGAGCUCGCCGACGAGGAUGACUACCACGCCGAGGCGGCCCUGGCCGCCAUGGUCCUCAAACGCAUGGUGCGCGAACGUAUCCUCAUGGCCCUCCGCGGUCAGGGACUCGCCGAAGGCGAGGCGGCGGCCGGCGCCUCAUCGUCGUCGGCAACUGCUACCGACAAGGUUAUCUACGUCAUGCACCCCAACUGCGCCGUUGAAGACUUAUGA